Annulohypoxylon truncatum is the source of this 2477-nucleotide messenger RNA. RefSeq lists its product as uncharacterized. Bases 1 to 2283 code for a protein of 760 amino acids. The transcript is spliced from 2 exons. The record is from RefSeq and is a predicted model, not a curated record. NCBI's taxonomy places the organism in Eukaryota, Fungi, Ascomycota, Sordariomycetes, Xylariales, Hypoxylaceae.
AUGGAGAUACUACCGUCAUAUGAGGAUGCGAUAAGUAAUCCGGACUGGCUGGAUCUAGUGGCCGAUUACAUCCCUGUGAUUUAUUGGUCCCGGUGCUGUCUGGUCGAUCACCGGUUUUAUCGCCGGUUUGCGCCCCGUCUUUGGCAAGAUCCGUUGGUGACUAUCAGACGCCUUGGACUGCAUCCGAAUGAUGACUUAGCAUGGUAUCGUCGUUUUAUAAAUAAACACAUCAAGGCCGCUAGACUUCAGACUCGGUCUUAUGUUCGCUCUUUGGACUUUCGGAAUUUCGCAUCGCGGGCAUCUGGACUCUAUUCCUCAGAAGCAAGCGAACGAGCCAUCUCAGAAAGUUUCAAGCAGCUACCUCAAAUAUUCCCGGGGCUCAUAUGCCUACUCGUGGACGGACAUCCAGAACUGAAUCCGGAAUCCUUGGCUACCACUACCGGCACGUCUGAGUCUUUACAGCUACUUGAUCUAGCUCGCUGUCGCCAUGAACUCACGCCAAGGCUCUUUAAAUCCGGCUUAUUCAGGGGCCUGGUGUAUUUGGAUAUCUCCUAUAUACCUGGGUCCGUGAAAACUGCACUUCAGUCGUCUCUCAACCCCAAAUUAUUACCCGAACUCCGCGUAUUGAGGGUGGCUGGCCGGGAGAUGGACAAUGCGACCGCCACCCUACUAUUCCAAACCUUUCGGCGCCAGUUAUGGAGCCUCGACCUGAGCUACAAUAAGCUAGGAGACGAAAUCCUUGACGAGAUUGUCGAACGCUGCGUCUCUCUUUUCGACUUCCACACAGACGCGCAUUUCGGAAAAGAAGGAAAGUUGAUCAAACCGAAGAACAUCGGGAGCCGAAAGUAUGGGCCUUUCCAGUUCGUCGUGGAAUCGGAGUACAGUUGCGGCCCGCACAACUUGGAGAGAUAUCUUGCCGAUUCUCCGUUUUACUCUCAGCGAGCUGACGAGACAGAGCUGCAGGAAUGGCAAGCUGUUCGCCCCGAUGGCCUUUCUCCGCCUAGGCGCGACGACGCGAAUACGGCAAAGGAGUCGUUGCUUGACGAGGCAAUGUCGAGCACAGCCAAGAGGUAUAGUUUCAGGGGGCAACCUGGCCUGCGAGAAGGCGGUUUGACACACUUGUACUUGAAUGGGAAUAAGUUCACGGUGUCAGGCAUUGAAAGGCUUCUGAGAACGUCCCGUGGGCGACUCGAGCACUUCGAAUGCGAUUCGUGCCUAUGCACUCCAGCCAAUUCCAAAGACGUGAAGAUUCUAGGCUUUCCGGGUUCCGCGCCCCUAUUUCGGCCACUCAUCUCGUCAGCAAUCCGGUCUUUACGAGUCCAUCAUUCCCUCGUAACUCAAGUCCCGUCCGUCUCUAUAGAACAGUAUUCAUCCGCAUCCACGGCGCGACUUGCGGAAGAACAUAUGUUUCGGAACAUCCAACGUUCUUAUCCCUUAGCUUUUACACCUGACACCAACCCGCGCAUCACUUCAUUAACGCUCACGAGAAUCCCCGCCCGAUCAACGGGCCCGGUAAUCGAUCGACUCAUCCAGUUUUUACAACUUGCAUCAGCGCAACAGAAAGCUAUCAAGAACGCCCAAGCGUUAUUCCGCGGACGUGGCUCUUCGGUUUUAAGGGGCCUUCGACAUAUACGCCUCGAGCUGGAGCCAGAAUUUUCCGAAAGAGUAGACGUCAUCUCGACGAGCGGUGAUAUUGACUUUGACAAACUCCUCGACCCAGCCGACGACGACUUCAGCCAAGAUACGACAAGCUUUUUCGACAACGAAGAUGUAUCAUUCGGAAUCACAUCUAGAAGUAGUAAAACUGGCGCGAAGCCACACGAACCAACCCCUGACACCAAGGAAUAUGCGAAAUGGACUUCAGGUCGAUUAAAGUCAUAUCCCUAUUCAGAAAUCGACUCCGAAUACAUGACCCAGUUCGUCGACGCGACUCAAUCGUGGUCCGGCAACGUUUAUUCGGCCCCGGUAUGGAUCGGACCAGGAGUCAUCACACCACACGCCGCGGUUAACGAAUACAUGUGGAAUCUGCAAGACCCAAACCUCCGCAAUGACAUUGGGCCCGUGACUCCCAACCACGUCGCUGCCGGGGUACCGCCACUAACUUACAUAUUCCACGCAGCGUGGGAGGCUAUGAUCAUGCCUAGGAACAACACCAUUCGAGAGGCAGCGAAGAGCUCCACUCGAUUUAAGGAUGUGGCUACGGCUAUAAAGGAGUAUCGUGUUCGGACUAGAGGCACGGACGAUCAUUGGGAUGGCAAGCUAGAACUGGUGCGGGCGGGAUAGUAUGUAGGGACGUUCGUGCACAAGAACUGCUCUCAAGGCUAUUUUUCUUCUGACAUCCUACAGCCCUUAGGUGUACAUCCAUGUGUAGGCACGUAGGAAAUACGAAUACAACUUCUUGCCAUACGCUCCAACAUUUCAAUAUUUUAAUCCCCCAACACCAGCCCCCUAAGCCAUCUUCCCCAACACAUAAGGAU